UGGGUUCUGUAUUUUCAGAACAUGGAUUUCGAAAACAAGUACCAGCAGGCUCCAGAACCCAAAUACGAGUGCUUGUUAUUUGAUCUGGAUGACACUUUGUAUCCAUUUAGUUCUGGACUGUCAGCGCUGAUUACCAAGAACAUUCAAGAAUAUAUGUUGCACAAGCUUCAUAUGGAGGAGAGUAAAGUUCCAGAAUUGUGUCUAUCACUUUACAAGGAUUAUGGGACGACUAUGGCUGGUCUGAAGGCACUUGGAUAUAAUUUUGACUACGAUGACUGUCAUGGUUUUGUUCACGGGACAUUGCCAUACGAUAUAUUGAAGCCUGACCCUGUAUUAAGACAUCUUUUACAGAGCCUUCCCAUCCGCAAGUGUAUAUUUACCAACGCAGACAAAGCUCACGCUGCUAGAGCUCUUGCGAGGCUUGGAUUGGAGGACUGCUUUGAUGGGAUUGUAUGCUUUGAGACUCUAAAUCCUACUGAUAAAAGUACUGCUUCACCUGAUGAGAAAGACAGUAAUUUGACAUGCCUGCAAACGAGGUCUGUUUCCCGCGAUGAAGCCUCUCUUUUUGGUGCUUGCUCUAUCGAUGUUGAUGCGGGUGUGAUGCUUCCUAAAACUCCAGUUGUUUGCAAGCCAUUUGAGGAGGCAUUUGAGCAAGCUUUUAAGAUUCUUAACAUAAACCCUCAGCGAACGGUGUUCUUUGAUGAUAGCGUCCGCAACUUACAGACUGGGAAACAAUUGGGACUUCAUACGGUGCUGGUUGGCACCGCUCACCGAACCAAGGGGGUUGACUACGCAUUGGAGAGCAUCCAUAAUAUCCGGGAGGCACUGCCAGAGCUCUGGGAAGCUGACAAGAAUUCUGAAUGCGUUAAGUAUUCAGGGGAGGUUGCAAUUGAGACAUCAGUGGAAGCCUAGUUGGAGCGAAAUGAACGAUGGACGAUAUUAAGACCUGUACUUUUAUCCUGUACACGCCUCCCUUACUUUUGCCGAUGUACCUCUAGGCUCUAACCACUUAUCUUUGUAAGGAAAAUAAAAGGAAAAUAAAAGAGAGUCCACUGCUUCUUUCCCAUCA
Eucalyptus grandis is the source of this 1069-nucleotide messenger RNA. RefSeq names its product suppressor of disruption of TFIIS. The transcript is spliced from 8 exons. The record is from RefSeq and is a predicted model, not a curated record. NCBI's taxonomy places the organism in Eukaryota, Viridiplantae, Streptophyta, Magnoliopsida, Myrtales, Myrtaceae. The coding region runs from base 22 to 912 and encodes 296 amino acids.